CACUUCCCCCUCCAGUUUUGCCUCCGUUCUGCCCUUUGUUUGCAAGUCUGGUUAACAUUUUGCAGUCAGAUGUCCUGUUGUGCAUCAUGAGAACAAUACUGCAGUGGGCUGUGGAACAUAAUGGAUAUGCCUGGUCAGAAUCCAUGCUGCAAAGGGUGUUACAUUUAAUUGGAAUGGCACUACAAGAAAAAGCAGCAUUUAGAAAAGCCAUGGAAGAGCAUGUAGUAACGUUUACCUUCACCCAGAAGAUUUCAAAACCUGGUGAAGCACCAAACAACUCUCCUAGCAUCUUGGCCAUGCUGGAAACACUGCAAAAUGCACCCUACCUAGAAGUCCAUAAAGACAUGAUUAGGUGGAUAUUAAAGACUUUUAAUGCUAUUAAGAAGAUCAGGGAGAGUUCUUCUACCAGUCCUGUGGCCGAGACAGAGGGAACCAUAAUGGAAGAGAGUUCAAGAGACAAAGACAAAGCAGAAAGGAAGAGAAAAGCUGAGAUUGCUAGACUGCGUCGAGAGAAGAUCAUGGCCCAGAUGUCUGAGAUGCAGCGGCAUUUCAUUGACGAGAACAAAGAGCUCUUUCAGCAGACGCUAGAACUGGAUGCCUCUUCCUCUGCUGUUCUUGAUAAUAGCCCUGUGGUUUCAGAUAAGACACUUAUAGCAUUGGGGCCUGCAAAAACGCAGAUCUCUGAACAAAGACAGUUUGUUACCUGUAUAUUGUGUCAAGAGGAGCAAGAAGUUAAAGUGGAAGACAGUGCAAUGGUCUUGGCAGCAUUUGUUCAAAGAUCAACUGUAUUGUCAAAAAACAGAAAUAAAUUCAUUCAGGAUCCAGAAAAAUAUGAUCCAUUAUUCAUGCACCCCGACCUGUCUUGUGGAACGCACACUGGCAGCUGUGGGCACGUUAUGCAUGCCCAUUGUUGGCAAAGGUAUUUUGAUUCCGUUCAAGCUAAAGAACAGCGAAGGCAACAGAGGUUACGCUUACAUACGAGCUAUGAUGUAGAAAAUGGAGAAUUCCUUUGCCCCCUUUGUGAAUGCUUGAGUAACACCGUUAUUCCUCUGCUGCUUCCUCCAAGGAAUAUUUUCAACAGGUUAAAUUUUUCAGACCAACCAAAUCUGUCCCAAUGGAUCAGAACAGUAUCUCAGCAAAUAAAAGCAUUACAAGCUCUUAGGAAAGCAGGAAGUGCUUCUGAUACCGCCUCUUCAAAGAAUGUAGAAAAGGUGAAUGAAUUACAGCUACCUGAAGGGUUCAGGCCUGAUUUUCAACCUAAGAACCCUUAUUCUGAGAGCAUAAAAGAAAUGCUAACAACAUUUGGAACUGCUACUUAUAAGGUGGGACUCAAGGUUCAUCCCAAUGAAGAGGACCCCCGUGUGCCCAUAAUGUGUUGGGGUAGCUGCGCAUACACCAUCCAAAGCAUAGAAAGAAUUUUGAGUGAUGAAGAUAAACCAUUGUUUGGUCCUUUGCCUUGCAGACUGGAUGACUGUCUGAGGUCACUAACAAGAUUUGCAGCAGCUCAUUGGACAGUGGUGUCACUCUCAGUGGUGCAAGGACACUUUGGAAGACUUUUUGCAUCAUUGGUGCCUAAUGAUAGCCAUGAAGAUCUUCCAUGCAUAUUAGAUAUCGACAUGUUUCAUCUAUUGGUGAGCUUGGUGCUUGCUUUCCCCACGCUGCAGUGUCAGGAUUUUUCAGGGAUCAGCCUUGGCACUGGAGACCUUCACAUUUUCCAUCUGGUCACUAUGGCACACAUCGUUCAGAUCUUGCUUACCUCGUGCACAGAAGAGAAUGGCAUGGAUCAAGAAAAUCCCACUGGUGAGGAAGAAUUAGCAGUUCUUGCUUUGUAUAAAACAAUUCACCAGUAUACAGGAAGUGCCUUGAGAGGAACACCCUCUGGCUGGCACCUGUGGAGGACUGUCAAGGCUGGAGUCAUGCCUUUCCUGAAGUGUUCUGCUCUGUUUUUUCAUUACUUAAAUGGAGUUCCUCCCCCCCCUGACUUUCAAGCUUCUGGAACAAACAAUUUUGAACAUUUAUGUAACUAUCUUUCCCUACCAAACAACCUCAUUUGCCUUUUUCAAGAAAAUAGUGAGAUAAUGAAUUCACUGAUUGAAAGUUGGUGUCGUAACAAUGAAGUCAGAAGAUACCUAGAAGGUGAAAGAGAUGCUAUAAGCUAUCCGAGAGAAUCUAACAAAUUAAUAGACCUGCCAGAGGAUUACAGCAGCCUCAUUAACCAGGCAUCCAACUUCUCGUGUCCCAAAUCAGGUGGUGACAAGAGCAGAGCGCCGACUCUGUGCCUUGUGUGUGGGGCUCUGCUGUGCUCCCAGAGCUACUGUUGCCAGACUGAACUGGAAGGAGAGGACGUGGGCGCCUGCACAGCCCACACCUACUCCUGCGGCUCCGGGGCGGGCAUCUUCCUGAGAGUACGGGAAUGUCAAGUGCUGUUCCUAGCUGGCAAAACCAAAGGCUGUUUUUAUUCCCCUCCUUACCUUGAUGACUAUGGGGAGACUGACCAGGGACUCAGACGGGGCAACCCUUUACGACUGUGCAGAGAGCGGUUCAGGAAGAUCCAGAAGCUCUGGCACCAGCACAGUGUCACCGAGGAGAUUGGACACGCCCAGGAAGCCAACCAGACACUGGUCGGCAUCGACUGGCAGCACUUGUGAUGACGUCGCCACCACGCACGGGGACUCGGAGUUUUGUAACCCAGUUGGCUUUUUUAAAAAGAUUAGGAAAUAAAUUCUGGGUUUUGAAAUAAAUUCUUUAUUUAAGCUUUCCUUCCCAGUUUUAUUUUCAUAGCUUCUAGCUCCAGAGACUGUUGAAAAUCACCUUCCAUCGGCAGAUUUUCUUGAACUGUUUGCUGUGUCCCUUAGCUGCAGCCUCCUGGGCGUUGGCAUCCGGCAAGGAGCUUCUCUUCGCGUCCUCACUGACUGCUGGGGGCCUCGGGCGGAAGCUGACGCCUUUGGCUGGGCCCAUGCUUCCCGGCUCCUCUCAGAGACUUGCCCCCGGGGUGGCCUUGCCUGUGCUGAGCCCCCUCCGUGGGGACAGGGCUGGGGACGGUGUGGAAGGGGCCCGGGCCGCAGCCGGACUCAGUGUGCUGGCUGGCUUUUCCGAGCCGGAGCCCUCCGUAGCAGGUUCAUGGUUGCUAUGGGUGGUUUUGUUUUUGUUUUUUCCCCUUUUUUUGGCUUUGAGAGAAAAACCUCAAUUCAAGGGCUUUUUGAAAACUUGAAGAAGAUGCUCAUUUCCCCUCGGUAAUAUUCUGUGUAUGAAUCAAACCCUGGGGGAAAUGGCGAGCCGGCAGCCGCGGAGGCGAAGGCCCCGCUUGGCUUUGUGCGCACCGGCCUUCCUGCUCCUGGGAUAUGUUGUUCCUGCUAAGGGGCCUUCCGGGAACGGUGGCCCCUUGGGAGCCCAGGCGCACUGCACAGCUGCCCAGCGGCAGAGAGCUCCCACACGCCACGGGGAGGGGCGCAGAUCCAGCCCAAGAAGAGACUCUGAGCCUCUCUGAGGCGGGGCUCCGGGACAGGCGUACGCGCCGCGACUCUUGGCAAAUGACUGUUUCCUCAGUCUUGGAUGACUCGCGUCUACAAGCUGCGUUCUCAGCUGUGCAGUGUCCUCGGUAUACCAGGAGGAAGCUCGGGAAUCCACACCUGGAGCUGCAGGAAGCGGCCAUGCAAGAAGCCACGUUCCCGUCCCCCGUGACAGUGACUGGAGCCCUUCCUGCUUGGGACUUGCUCACCCCACUGGGAGACGUCCAGCAGGCGAGAGUGACCGGUUAGAAUCCACCUCUCUUCCCACCGUUCUGGCCUGUUAUUCCUAAGACUGGAUUGUUUGGGUUGAGGGUGGCAUAAUCAAUGUUAUUUGCGCCUUUGUCACAUCAAGUUCCUUUAACUUUUAAAUCCAUCUGCUUUUGACUUUCCUCCAAAUGUUCACCAACCUUAGACUGAAAAUUAUCAGACCAGAUUGCUCCAAGUGAAUCACAGACAUCCUCACCAAAUCCUCACAAUACCCCCAGCUUUCCAGCCUGACUUCAUGGAAGCGCAGGCUUAGCGGAGGGGGUCCCUGAACUCCCUUCUCUAGGAAUGUGGGAGUCUGGGAGAUGAAUUUCCAUGCAAUAGCAAAAGGCACACCCUUUUAUUCCCUGGCCUUAAGCUGACUCCCUACCUAAUAAAUCAUCUUACUUUUAUGAUUUGUUCCGCAUGUUUUAUGUUUAUUGUAGAAAUGUUUAUAUAACAUGAUUUCCAUAUCAGGGAAUAUCUUAUCUGUUUAAUAAAUUGGCUAUAACUUUAAUAUCUGUGGACAAACUUGUAAAAUUUGGAAUGUAUCAUAUGUAAAAAGUUUAAAGCUAUCCAAAUAAAUGCUUUAGGCAUUGACAUUA
Oryctolagus cuniculus (rabbit) is the source of this 4357-nucleotide messenger RNA. Lineage: Eukaryota; Metazoa; Chordata; Mammalia; Lagomorpha; Leporidae. The record is from RefSeq and is a predicted model, not a curated record.